AUGGUGUCAAUAUGGUGGCAGCGAAUCUACUACCUCACUGCGUCCAUACAUUUCUCUAUCGUGACACUGUGCUGUUUUCUGCUCGUCUACGAAUAUCAUAAUGCUAUUUAUAAGGGUGGAUCGAUGGGCGUAAACGGGCUUCCGCAAAAACGGAUCACAGUGCCAGUAUUGGUGGCUGUCAGUUUAUAUGGAAUUGCAUGGAUAUCGCUCGAAAUAACAGCACUUGUAUUAUCGAUUAUUGGGAGGAGGAGGGGAAUACGGUCUAUGGCUAUCGCGCAUCCCGCAUUAAUAAUCCUCGACAUCCGGGCCUUCAUCGAUGAACUACAAGAUAGUGUCGUCUCCGAGAAUGAUCUGGCCACCCUUCUAUCUUGUCUUUUAUUGAUUUUAACCGAACUUCGACUGUCAUUUUUCCUGCUGGGCAACGAGCUGAUCCGUGGCUCCCUUUGGGCGUUUUGCCUUUCGACCCUGAUCGCUGUCACAAACAUCGCCUCCCUUACCGUAUCCUGGCUACGGUAUCGGGCUAUCUUUGCACAAAAUUUGAGCUAUCGCCCGACUGUCUACCAU
Mesorhabditis spiculigera is the source of this 564-nucleotide messenger RNA. Lineage: Eukaryota; Metazoa; Nematoda; Chromadorea; Rhabditida; Rhabditidae. The record is from the annotation of a GenBank genome assembly.